GCUAAAUCCAAACCUCACAUCAUUAGCUAUCACCAUGACGGCGACCACAUUCUGCCUUCUCGCCGCUAUUCUCGCUGCCACCACCGGGACGCUGGCUGCCGGCGCCGGGGACGACGGCACGACGCACCUCCACCUCUACAUCCACGAGACGUUCUCUGGCGCCAACGCCACCGCGGUCCAUGUCACGGCCUCCCCGCUCGGGGGCAACUCCACGUACGGCACGCUCAGCGUCUUCGACGACGAGCUCCGUCAAGGGUCCGACGCGGCGUCGCAGCUCGUCGGCCGCGCACAGGGGAUCACAAUGCAGACCGACCUGCAGAGUUCCGGGGUGUUCUCCACGCUCCUCACCGUGGUGUUCACGAACGGGGACUACAAAGGCAGCACGCUGGUGCUGAACGGCCGCGUCGACUUCGGCCCAGACGGGAAGGCGGCAGCGGAGCGGGCCGUGGUCGGUGGUACGGGAAGGUUCCGGCUGGCGAGGGGGUACAGCCUGAUGAGCAAGUUCGGCGCCACGUCGAGCACUGCUGUCUUAAAGUUGGACCUCUACGUCAAGACGGAUGUGUGAUUGUGUGAAGCUGUAUUAUGUUCUGCUGUUCGUCCUACAACGAGGUUGUACCUGUGCUUGACAGGGGUGUGCUGUUGUGUCAUUGUGUGAUUACAUUUUACGAAACCGGGUGUGUUUACACUGUAUUUUUGCGUUAAGAAAACUUGUACUCCCUCCGUUUCAAAAUAUAAGACCUUUUAAAGAUUAC
This is a messenger RNA of Hordeum vulgare subsp. vulgare (domesticated barley), 752 nucleotides long. RefSeq names its product dirigent protein 1-like. NCBI's taxonomy places the organism in Eukaryota, Viridiplantae, Streptophyta, Magnoliopsida, Poales, Poaceae. The record is from RefSeq and is a predicted model, not a curated record. Bases 35 to 565 code for a protein of 176 amino acids. The transcript has a single exon.